AUGACCACCCCAGUCUGGUUCAUCACCGCCGCCUCCUCCGGCUUCGGCCGCGAGAUCGCGCUCCAGGCCCUCCAGCGCGGGCACACCGUCGUCGCCACCGCCCGCAACGCAGACCGCAUCGCCCACCUCCGCGACGCCGGCGCCCACACCCUCGCCCUCGACGUCACCGCCGACCCGGCCACCCUCCGUGCCGUGGCCGACGACGUGGUCGCCCGCUUCGGCCGCGUCGACUACCUCAUCAACGCCGCGGGGUACAUCCUCGACGCCGCCAUCGAGGAGGCCACCCCGCAGGAGAUCUUCGACGCCUUCAACACAAACGUCUUUGGCGCCGUCGCCACCAUCAAGGCGUUCCUCCCCCACCUGCGCGCCCAGCUGCCGAACGUCGAAGGAAUCAGGGCCACCCUCGUCGCCUUUGGCAGCCUGGGCAGCUGGAUCGGGGGCCCCACGUACGGCGUCUACGCCAUGACCAAGUGGUCCUGCUCCGCGCUCAUGGAGUCCCUCGCCGCCGAGGUCGCCAGCUACGGCAUCCGCGCCACCGUCGUCGAGCCGGGCUACUUCCGCACGGGGUUCCUCAACCCGGGCGCCAAGGUCACAUCCAAGGAGCGCCUGCCCGCCUACGAGGACCCGUCGUCGGCCGCCGGUCAGGUCCGCGCCGCGCUGCUGACCACGGACGGCAACCAGCCCGGCGACGUCGUCAAGGGGGGCAAGACCAUCGUGGACAUCCUGACGGGUACUGGUGUCGCCGAGGGGAAGAAGCUGCCCGUGAGGAUCGUGCUGGGGACGGACUGCGAGGAGACUAUCCGCGGCAAGAUCAAGCAGACCGAGGGUAUCUUGGAAGAGUGGAAGGAUGUCAUCCGCAGCACUGACUAUUAA
Messenger RNA from Clonostachys byssicola, 873 nucleotides. The record is from the annotation of a GenBank genome assembly. NCBI's taxonomy places the organism in Eukaryota, Fungi, Ascomycota, Sordariomycetes, Hypocreales, Bionectriaceae.